Aedes aegypti (yellow fever mosquito) is the source of this 4561-nucleotide messenger RNA. Its product is annotated as monocarboxylate transporter 5. The coding region runs from base 821 to 2890 and encodes 689 amino acids. The record is from RefSeq and is a predicted model, not a curated record. The transcript has 6 exons. NCBI's taxonomy places the organism in Eukaryota, Metazoa, Arthropoda, Insecta, Diptera, Culicidae. Gene Ontology annotation, molecular function: monocarboxylic acid transmembrane transporter activity. Gene Ontology annotation, biological process: monocarboxylic acid transport; transmembrane transport.
GGAAUGGAGCUCAGUUAUGCUUUGAUAGCCGUACGGAAACGUUGUGUCUCGAGUUGAAUCGCUUCUUCGACUUAAGCCUCGCGCGCGCGCAUUUCUUGGGCCUUUCCUUUCCUUAUUGACUUUCAACGCCUCGCCCGACGUUCGGUCCAAAAAGUUGCUGCUGAGGAGCACGUUUGCCGUAUCUUCUGAACCGGAGUUUUGCUGUUUUCUGCACAAAAGUAUCAAUAUCUGAUUUUUUCGGUACGCGUCCACACAGAGCUGCUAUCUAAUUUACUUCAUCGGACUUCUUUUUUUUUGUGUGGUUUUGAUUUUGACAGUGUGCAAUUUUAUCUACACUUGAAGUGAGUUUAUAUUACGAUUGUGAUCGAAACGCAAAAACGCGUUCUGGCGCUAAUUUAAUUCGCCAUACACGUAUCGCAAUUUCGGUAAUGUGUUUUAGUAGCGAUCCGACGAUAAUUAGGUAUCGAAAAAAAGUGGCUCAACUUGUUUAAACAGUGUGAGUGUGGUUUAGUCAGAAGACACCGAAAAAACGCCAGGCGCUUCGAGGAACGCGUUUUUACUAGCGGAAAGCAGUAGAGACUGAGUCGAAAAUUAGCAUCCGAAAAAUAUUGGGCCUUUCCAAGCGUGCCUGCCUAAUAGUUAGUGACGUGUGAAGUUUGCUCAAAAACUGCGUGAUAAACGUCGUCAUCAAAAGCGCCGGCUUACGACGCACAUGUGUUUAUCGACAGCUCAAAAGAUUCAUUCAUAAAAAAGACAACAUCCAUCAAUUGGAUAAUCCAGCUGAAAGUGGGAGCCACCGCUGAGAAAAGAAGCUUGAAAGAUGCCACCACAGAACACAAUUGAGAUGAGUACGAAACCGGACGCUGAAAAUGGCACGAAGAAGGCGCAAAACGGUAACACAAACAAACUCCAGAUGAUGAAGGAGGAACCGCCAACGACUUCGGUAAUCGUUCCGCCGGACGGAGGUUGGGGCUGGUUGGUCAUGAUCGCGUCAUUCCUCUGCAACACUGUGGUCGAUGGUAUCGUGUUCAGCGCCGGAAUGUUUCAGGAUCCCAUCCGGUUGGACUUUGGCGUGGGCAAAGCGGAGGUCGCCCUGGUGAGUUCGUUACUCAGUGGAUUUUACUUGCUGACGGGGCCAUUCGUCAGCGCGCUGGCAAAUCGAUGGGGAUUCCGACCUGUCACGAUUAUGGGAGCAGUGAUAGCAUCUAUCGGCUUCGGCUUAUCUUACUACGGAACCAGUUUGGGCUACUUGUACGUCACGUAUGGCAUAAUCGGUGGCAUUGGAUUCUGUUUCAUUUACGUGCCAUCGGUGAUUACGGUCGGAUAUUACUUUGAGAAAUGGCGUGCACUGGCCACUGGUAUAGCCCUGUGCGGCUCAGGUGUGGGAACCUUUGUGUUUGCGCCAUUGAGCGCCAUGCUUAUCGAAAAGUUUGGAUGGCGAGGUGCUCUGCUGGCUCAAGCAGCAAUCAUUCUGCUGUGCGCACUGUUCGGAUGCAUUUUCCGUCCCAUUCAACCAAUUCAGGUCACCAUCACUAAAGAUGAAGACACGCCAGCUGAAAAGGGAACACUGCUCGGGGAAGGUCUGCCAGUGGUUUAUACAAAACCAUUGCCUGAAGGACGAUUCGCAUAUUCUGUGCCUAACAGCUCGCACAGCACGUGGAUGGGCGUAAGUCCAAAUACUCAAUACCCAACUGCUGCCGAGGUAUUCCGUGGCAGUGGACACAAUCUUGAAAGACGACCAUCGAAUCACUCUGGUUUACUGACGAAUGAAAACAUCCAACAUACGACGAAGAAACUGGAACAGCUGUCAAAGAUUCAGAAGCGACUCUCGGGACAGAUGACUCCCGAAGACACCAUUCACGCUCCGCGGUUCCCACUUCCUCAUCACGAGUUGGUCACUGUAGGAGAAGCAGCCGAAGAGGAGGAAACUGAAAAUGGAACACUAUUGACAGGAGAGGUAAAACCUCAGCCAGUUAUCACCACCCCGUCCACCAGACAGCGCAGCCACACCGUUUCCGGCCGCAGACCUAACGAAUCCGGAUCCCGACAGGGAAGUCGACGAGGAACGCUGACCGACGUUACUCGUCCCAUGUAUCGAGAUGACAUCUUCUUCACCGGAUCGUUAGUACGAAUUCCUCAGUAUCAAUCUCAGACUUCGCUUGGAUACCACAUGUCAGUCACACGUCUACCCACGCAAACCGACGUCGAGGAGAUUGAGGAGCAAUCAUGCAAAAUAUGUCCGGAAGCUGUGAGACGUACGCUGGCCACUAUGCUGGAUAUGACCCUACUGAAAUCGCCAUCGUUUAUGUUGCUAGCCGUCAGUGGAUUCUUCACCAUGAUGGGAUUUUUCGUUCCAUUCAUGUACAUCACUCAGCGAGCCACCACCGGCGGAAUGGAUCAGAAUGUGGCACUGUUCAUCGUGUCUGCUAUCGGUAUUUCCAACACAAUUGCUAGGAUCGUGUGCGGGUUCUUGAGCUCGUUCAAAAGUGUCAAUGCACUCUACAUCAAUAACGUUGCCAUCACCAUGGGAGGAAUUGCCACCAUGCUCAGUGGAUUGUAUAUCACGGAGGCCUUCCAGUUCACUUAUGCGGGAAUAUUUGGAAUUGCUAUUGCAUGCUUCUCCGCUCUUCGUUCGAUUCUGGUAGUGGAUCUGAUGGGUUUGGAAAAACUCACCAACGCGUUCGGAAUCCUUUGCUUGUUCCAAGGAAUGGCAGCUGCUAUUGGUGCACCCAUUGCAGGUUUUUUCACUGACUUGACGGGAAGCUACAACGUGUCGUUCUACAUCAGUGGUGCGUUGAUUACGAUCUCGGCCGUGCUGUGUUACCCAUUGAACAUGGUUAGCAAAUGGGAGAAGAAACGAGCUCUAAACAAGAAACCAGGAACAGUGUAGAAACCUUCGAGCGUAGAAACGGAGUUCAGCCAGAACAGCUGAUGUCUGAAGUACUUACCGAAUAGAACAAGAAUAUCAUCUUUUUUUCCAAUCCAGAAGAGCACAUACCACAAACGAUUACAAAAAAAAACUCCAGGCAGAGUUACGCAGAUACCCAUUGAAUUGAAGUUUUUUUAAUAUUGUAAAAAACACUUACACACGCACACACUUUCACUACUAUGAAGCUGUCGCAUAAAGUUUAACAUUAAAAGUACAUUCUAGGUUAGAACUAAGGUAAGGUGCUAUUCCAUCCGCGCACUGAAAACAAAUGAGACUCAUGCUUUGUGUCUGUCAAGCAGAAGUGCAGAACAUAUUAUAGUUUGAGAUUUUCCUAUUUAUUUUUUUUUUUAUCAAAACGAAUCAGUACCCUGCGCUUAAAAAGUAAUAUCCAAACAAGUGCCAUACGUAUGGAUGGCGUGUUGCAUGCAAAUGAUUCAUAUAUUUACAAGUAUAAGACUUCAGUGUUAGCUUUUUGUUACAUGAUUACCUUUGGAGAAAUUGCUUUUACAUAGCUUUUGGAUGAGUUCCUAUCCCAUAUAAACGAUCAUCAGGAAAAGAAUUGGUUUGAAAAAUGUUUGAUUGGACAAUGAAAAAAAACGCUUAAGCCAAACACUUUAGAAAACUACCGAAGAUGUCGAAAAGCUGAAUGUUGCCAACGUGGUUUUUUUCUGGAAUACAAACAGAUAUUUUCCCGUGUAUAUUUUAUUACAAAAUUGUUAUGAAAAACCUUGUACGCUGUACAAUUUUUUACUAUUAACUUACGCCAUUCUCUGUUCCUUAAACAAAAGUAUCUAUAAUACGAAACAUCUGGAAAAAAUAGUGAAAAAGCUAAAAAAACAAUUGUUCUAUAAUAAUAUUGUGAACUCAACAGUUGAGCAUUCUUUUAGAUUUUCGACAUAUUCGGUACAGCCAACCACAAAACCGUUAAAAACGCACAAAACCGACUGCCUGUUUCUGAAUCAGGGCAUAGAAUUUACUGUGAUGCCAACGCAUAUAGGAAAUAAUAAAUUAUGUUUGUUGAUAUUAAUGGGAGGAAGGGGGAUUCUGCCCCUAAAUAUAAGCAUAAAAUUCUCAUCACAAACAUUACGACUCGAAAUAAGUUCCAGCUCAACAGAAUCAGAAUGCAGUUUCUGUCCCGUGUUAUUCCUUAUUUUACAUAACGUGCAAUGUCUUGAAAAAAAAACACAGCUCAGUGAAUUUUUACUCGUCCUCAAUAUAACCUAGAAACAGCUAGCCCCAGAACAAUAGAGAAGUACACUGAUUUGAGUGCCCUUGAGCCAUUCCCGCAUUAAAACACUACGAUGUUUCCUGGACUAAUGCCAUAGAAGCCAGUUGUAUUUGAUUUGCAUCCAGUAGACUCUAUUUUAAUUGAUUAAGCAAUUGCCGGAAGCUGCCGGCCACCAUGUAGAUGGUCCAUUGGAUGGUCUGAUCGAAUCACUACCUACACGAAAUACUACGAGAAAGCAAUAGUAUGUCCGACUGAACGAGAUUCAAAGACACCCUUUUUCUAUAGAAUAUAUAAACUUUAAGAUGUGAGUGAAGCUAAGUUUUACACUUCCGACGUAUUUUGGCAUUAAAAUAUAUGUUUAUAGUUUUAUUACAUUUUUUCUAAUAAAUUGACACAAAACCGCA